AUGGCCCCAGCUACGACACUACACCGCGCCACACGCGGCUUGCAAAGCCUCAACCCCCCGCCAGUAUCAGACAACACCGUCCGAGUUCGCAUGGUCGACACCGAGUCGUCGCUAUCCCUGCACGCGUACUCCUUUGUCGACCCGGUGAUGCCGGGCCACGAGAUCAUGAGCAUGCCCACGAUGGCAUUCCUCAUCGAAAACGAGCGGCUCGGCAAGAAGGCCAUGUUCGAUCUCGGUAUGCGCAAGGACUACUGGAACCUGCCGCCCGCCACGCGGCAGGCGAUUCAGCGGGCUGUUCCGGGCUUGAGGAGCGACCGAGACACGACGGAUAUUCUAAAUGAUGGCGGGAUAAGACUGGAUGAGAUCAACGACAUCAUCUGGUCGCAUAGCCACUGCGACCACACUGGCUCGACCCAUCUCUUCCCACACUCCACAAACCUUUGUUAUGGUAGAGACACGGUUGGGUUUCCUCCAUACCCCGAGUCGCCAACCUCGAACCUCAACGCAGAUGCCUUUGAAGGUCGGAAGUGUCGCGCCAUAGACUGCAAUCAGCUAAAGAUCGGGCCGUUUGAUGCGCACGACUUCUACGGCGAUGACUCACUGUACCUGCUCGACACACACCCGGGCACUGGCCUGGAGAUCCCUCUCCCAGACAGUAUCCCUGAAACGGCCCUGUGUCGAGGAGGUGGCCGCAGACCAAGAGAUGACUACCCGUCACCUUGUCCGUGUGCCAUUUUCACCAACCAUCACCCUCAAAUUACACGAGCGGCGGAAGGCGACCCAACGGUCGACCCGCGGACGACGCCGUUCUACAAGCUCUCUACGCAUGAGAAGUCUGCGUACGAAGAGCCGGGUGUCGCGACUGCCACGAUGAAGGGCAUGCAGGACUACUUUGACUCGGAUGACCACGUGCUGGUGCUCUUGACCCACGAUGCGAUUCUGCCUGAAGUCUUGCCUACGAUUAACGAGCGCCCAGCAGAGGAUCUCAAUGACUGGAAGGCCAGGGGAUGGAAAGAACGUUGCCACUGGGGCUGGCUAGGUGAGCUGCCGCGCUACAACGACGACGGCUCUGUGCGUGGUCCUGGUCCGCGGGCGACCCCCAUCGUGGAAGGCCUGUGCAAAGAUGGGGAAAGGAUAGAGUCGCUCGUUUGA
This is a messenger RNA of Microdochium trichocladiopsis, 1152 nucleotides long. RefSeq lists its product as uncharacterized. The record is from RefSeq and is a predicted model, not a curated record. The transcript is spliced from 3 exons. NCBI's taxonomy places the organism in Eukaryota, Fungi, Ascomycota, Sordariomycetes, Xylariales, Microdochiaceae. The coding region runs from base 1 to 1152 and encodes 383 amino acids.